This is a messenger RNA of Musca domestica (house fly), 1271 nucleotides long. RefSeq lists its product as uncharacterized. The transcript is spliced from 2 exons. Bases 156 to 1115 code for a protein of 319 amino acids. NCBI's taxonomy places the organism in Eukaryota, Metazoa, Arthropoda, Insecta, Diptera, Muscidae. The record is from RefSeq and is a predicted model, not a curated record.
AAACUUUGACGUGUUCGAGUUGGUUACUCACAAUUGUGUUAAAGUAACCAAGUCUGCAAGCAACUUCGUUGCUCACAUAAAAUUAAGAUAUUUUAAUAAAUUGAAACAAAAAAUACGCGAUUCUUUUGAUCCACACAAGUCCCUGCAACAUCAACAUGUCUCGAAAAUGUGUUAUGGGUUGCAAAGAAUUUAAGAAACUAUUUAGCUUCCCAACGGAGGCUAGUGAAAGAGAGAAAUGGUGUACGUUUUUGGAAAUCACAUCCCUCAACAAUGAUGACAAACUAUGCGAUGCUCAUUUUGACGCGAAUUGUAAAACACUCCGGAGAAAACGUAAUUCUCCCAAAUCGCCCGAAGAAAAAACCCCAAAAAGACCCGAAAUAAAAAAAUCAUUUCAACUGGAACCAGUUAAAAGUAAUUUCGAGGCUCCACCCAAACGUACCUACGGUCAACGUAACAACAGUGUAACAGAAAAACCAAAACCUCCACCUCAACUUGAUAUCACAAUGACCUGUUAUUGCCGUUGCCACAAUACCGAGAAGGAAGAAAAUCGUAGUCUAUUGAAUCAAGUUGAUGAAAUGACGAAGAAAAUUGCCCGACAAAGCAAUGAGAUAAAACUUCUUAUGUCUCAAAAUAAAAUCAGCGAACAUUUACUCAAAACAAAAACCAAACGAAUUGCCGAGUUGCUGUCUGGCGAAAAGUUUCUACGCAAGCAGUUGGAAUCUCUGGAGCAUAUUGUGGCCGAACAGGGACGCAUUCACAUAAAGGCUGCACCAAAUGCCAGUGAGAAUAGCAUCGCCUUUGCUCGCAUGGUAUGUGCCAAACGGAAAAUGUACACAAAAAAUGAAGUUUUAUUGGCACAAAAAAUUUACUCAGUAUCGAGUCGUUGUUAUCAUUUUAUGCGAGGAUUUUUAAAGCUUAACUUGCCGCAUCCUUCGACACUGAAACGUCAGCGUGAAAUACAAGCGGCACGCAAUGAAUUAAAUAUAAGUAGUUCUUCUUUUGAUGAGACAGAACAUGAUUUGGAAUCAAAUGGUAACCAGAUACAAAACAAUGAGACUGAGAUUAUGGAGGUAGAUUCAAAUAAUGUGGAUAACGGUGUAAUCAAAUGUCUAUAGAUAUUUUUCUUUAAAAUAUUUCUAUUUAUUAAUUUGUUGUUUAUUUUAGUAAUCUAUAUGGUACUAUAGAAUUAAAAAUAGAUUUAAUAUUAUUUUAUUAUGAUUUUUGUUACACUAAAAUGUUAAAAAGCCAAAUAAAAAUAAUUUGAACUUAAA